AUGAAACACCACCACAAACUCACGGUGGGUCUAUGUCUCAUUUGGGCUUCCACCAUCCUUUACGGCGAAAUGUUCGCUUUCUGGGUUCCUUCUCUCUUCACUUGUUCUUGGCCUCACCAUAAUCUUCUAAAGAGUGAUGAGAAGUUUACUAAAGUAGCCAUUGUGACUGAUCCACAGCUUAUGGAUAAGACAUCGUUUCGAUUGUCAUCAAAGACGCUUGCUUUGGAGGUUGCUCAGUUUUAUACUGAUAUAAACAUGAGAAGAUCAUUUGUUCAGUCUAUCUUGCCUUUCAAACCCGACGUUGUUUUGUUCUUAGGUGAUUAUUUCGAUGGCGGGCCGUUUCUCCCCGAGGACGAAUGGCAGGAAUCUUUUAGCCGGUUUAAACAUGUGUUUGGUUUGAAUUCACAAGGAAAAGUUGGGGACAUUCCUACGUUCUACAUCCCCGGGAACCAUGAUGUUGGCUAUUCUCGGGUGGCGUCCCAUAAGCUAGAUGUGAUUGAUCGAUACGAAAAAGAAUUUGGGAUCAGAAACCGCAGAUUUAUGAUUGGAAAUAUUGAGUUCAUCAGCAUUGAUGCACAAGCUAUUGAUGGGAAUCCUCAAAAGAAUUUGGCAUCAGAAGUUUGGAAGUUUGUACAAAAUGUCUCUACCGAUGCAACAUCACAUCCUAGAGUUUUAUUGACCCACAUACCAUUAUAUCGGCCUGAUCAAACCUCAUGCGGUCCUCACCGCCGUGCUUCUGUCAUUGAUCAGCGGUUUUGGCGUCAUUUUCAAGAUCAAGAAGUAAUAUACCAGAAUUAUAUCACUCCAGAAUCAUCAAAGAAGUUACUGGAUAUGAUUAAACCCAUACUUGUUCUGUCUGGCCAUGAUCAUGACCAGUGUACUGUAACGCACAAGUCGGAAAUAGGAUCUGUAACCGAGCAUACUUUAGGUACUAUAAGCUGGCAACAAGGAAAUAUAUAUCCGUCAUUCAUGCUAUUAUCCGUUCCCAAUGCCAUCAGCCAAAACUCAUCGGAUCUUGAAAAAAUAGUACACACUCAAUUAUGCUUCCUUCCAUGCCAAUUAUACAUCUAUAUGUGGUAUCUCUCUCUAUUCGUCGUUACCCUUCUUGCUCUCCUUCUUUGGCCAAAUCACGGAAUAAGCUUCGUAAACAAUGCUGCAGACUGUAUCUCAAAUGUAAUGAAGUUAACGUUUUCAAGCGGUGUAAGGAAGGAGAAGAACGAAGAUGAGAACUGUGAGUACGAAAUGGUGUGGGAUGCAGAAGGAUCUAUGCAUCUCGUUAAGAAAGUUGUUCAAAAUCCUGUGAAACGUCAAAGCGAUAAACCUCUAAUAGAAAGAGGCAACGCAGUGAUGAGAUCAGCGGCUAGAAAGAAUGAGAGCGAACAAAUCCAGCUUGUGAUGGACUCGAAUGCGAAUAAUGCAGGUGGUGGGUCUGAUUCUCUGAUGAGACCAACAUCAAAAUCAAGAACAAAACUUGUGAUCCAGAGAGUGAUACGUACAAUCAUGAUGAUCAUCGUCAUUGCAGCGUUAAACGUUCCAAUUUACAUGAUGUUGUUGUUCAAGGAUUGGAUCGAGCAAUAG
Molecule: messenger RNA, 1578 nt
Organism: Arabis nemorensis
Lineage: Eukaryota; Viridiplantae; Streptophyta; Magnoliopsida; Brassicales; Brassicaceae
Source: the annotation of a GenBank genome assembly